AUGGCCUCGACCAGCAAGCUGUCCAAGACCAAGACCAAGGAGGUGAUCGAUGCGCUCCGGCAGGGCCUCCAGCUGGUCAUUGCGGCGCCGACGGUGGCGACGGUCAUGACUGAUGGCACGGCUCUCGCGCUGGACGCUGUCAUGCUGGACGGACGCCUCCCGCAUCGGAUCCGGUUCCUCGCCGGCUGGAUCCUCCGUGCCGCCGGCGAGAACCAGGGUCUGUACAACUCGUCAGCACGAGUCAUCGGCUCACCCGGCCAAACCAUCGCCGAGUUUGUUCCGCUCCUCGACCUCUCGCCGGCAGGCAAGUCGCUCACCCGCGCGUGCUCGCUCAUCGCGUACGCCACGGUUGCGAUCGAGGGCGUGGUGGACGGCAACGAGGCGGCAGCACUCCAUGCCGUCUUUGACGAAGCUCUGGCCUCGGUCCUCGCCCGUGGCUACACCCAGCCUGCGGUUGAGCGCAAGCGCGAGUCGGUGUGGGGAUUCGGCUCGUCGAGCUCGGGCAGCGGCUCAGGCGGGCCAGUCGAGGUAACCGAGCUUGACGGCUCACGGGCUCUCGGCCCAGCGACCAUUCUCUCCAUCACCGGCAAGUACUCGCACGAGCAGCUCUUUGCGGCGCUCGCCUUUUCAUUGGUGCGAGAGCUGCUGAGCGCAAACGCCUCGGUCCACAGCCCGGCGCUUCGCGACGCACUGCUUGGCUACUGCAUGCGGCUGCUAGCGCAGGCUGAGAAGACCGAGUCGGCCUCGCUCUUUGACUCGCUCGCCAACGCCUCUGGAUUUACACUUUCGCGGACCAAGGCCCACCCAAUCGACGAGGCUUCGCUGCAGGCUGCGACCGUCGACGUGGUGCGGCUGCUCGACACCCUCGCCGCGCAGGAUCCAGACGUCAUCCCGGACGUUUUUCCCAUUGUGCAGCGGCUGUAUGCACGCAACCUCAAGCGGCCUGACGGCUUUGUCUUUCUCGCCCUUCUCCGCUUCUUCCUCCACCACUCGGCCGCGGUCGGCUAUGACACCGACCCGGUCUUUGCCGCCUUCUUUCAGGGCUUUCUGGGAAACCACGUCGACGACACGCUGCUAACGACGGCGACGCUCGGGUUCUGCCUCGGCGCCGCCGACGAGCUCGCCGCCAGCACCGGGGUCUUCAAGCACUACUACCCAGUCCUCCUCCAGGCCAUCGCCUUUGCCCCGCACACUCUCGCCGCUGACGCGCUGGCCCUGCUGCCGCGCAUCGCGUCGAGCGCAUCGGCCGUGGAGCUUCUGCACUCGCUCCUCGAUUUGCCGCUCAUGUCGGCCACGAUGGAGACCCGCCGUGCUGGCGGCGCCGCCGCCGCCGUCUACCGCGUCCUCUACAACUACGUGCUCCGGACUGAGGCCGGCGUCUCGAUCAACUUUUGGGAGUCGACCACAACCGCCGAGCUCAUGUCGUCGUUCUGCGCCGAAAUCCGCAUGUCGCCGCGCAUCCACGCCGCCGCCCAGCUCGCGCCGGCGCUACUCACCGCCUUCUUCGACGUUGUCCUCGCCCUCCCACACCUUGACUCGAGCCUCGCCACCACGCUCUUUACUCAUGCCCUUGCCCGCUUUGAGCAGCUCUUUCUCCUUGACCUCUACACCGUCGCCGUCCGUGGGGUUCUUGUCGAGUACGUGCUCGCGCUUAUCUCGCGCUUUCCCAUCCUCGUCGCCACCGCCCGCGACGACAUUGUGGCUGUUCUCGCCGGCGGCGCCACGCCAGGCACCCUCGAGCUCCACACCGCGCUCACCUGGGCGGUUGGCCAGUACGCUGCACCCGAGACCUCCCCGUCGUUCACCUCGGAGGUCCUCGACGAUCUCCACUCGACACUCCAGGUCAUGGUUUUUGAGCACAUCGCGUCGGCCGCGCAGGGUCGCGACGUGCUCGCCGCCCUCGGCUUUGAGCCCGACGUCCUCAACAGACUCAUGUACAUCCUCAUCUCGGCCCUUGCCAAGCUCGCCGCUCGCUACCAGACCCUCACUCCCUCGGUCACCCUCUGCCUCACCAAGCUCAUCUCCAAGGCCGAUCUCUUCGAUCCGUACGUCAUCUCGGCCGCCUCGCAGCACAUCCGCCUCCUCCAGUUCCCCGGCAUGGCCGCCGCCCUCCUCGCUGCCCCGACCCAGCCCGGCUACGUCGACGACAACUCCUCGCUCGCCUUUGUCCUCCAGGCCCACACCUCCAUGCUCGGCUCGCGCGAAGCUUUCGGCGAGACCAUGUCGCGAGUGCUGUCGAACGGAAAGGCGCAGCCUUCGCCGACGCUGAGCAAGGAGAAGCGGGCGCGGUUUCGGGAGGCGUUUGCUCGGAUGGACCACGACGGGUCGGGCCAACUCAACGCUAACGACAUUAGCGAGCUGCUCAGCAGGCUCGGGUACGAGGUGACGCGGGAGGAGGUGCUGGGCUACAUCGGCGAGGUGGACGAGGAUGGUGAUGGCGAGAUCUCGUUUCCAGAGUUUGUGGACAUGCUGACGCUGCACAAGAACGCGGUUCUUGCCGGAGUCGUCGAUGAUCUCAUUCUCUCGGACGAGCAGAUUCGCGAGCUGGAGGACGUGUUCAACCUGUUUGACGCUGAUCGCGAUGGCACCAUUUCGGCGAGCGAGCUUGAAAAGGUGCUGCGUGAUUUGGGGCAAGAGGUGGAUCAUGACGAGCUGGUGGAGAUGAUUGCCGAGGUGGACGAGGACGGCAACGGGGUCAUCGACUUUGACGAGUUCUGCCUCAUGAUGUCGCGGCGGAUGAAGGACUCGGACCUGCAGUCGAACAUUGCGUCUGUCUUUUCGCUGUUUGAUCCCGACGAGACCGGCGCUGCCACGCCCGACGCCAUCGUCUCGGUCUUUGCCUCGGUCGGCGAGACCAUCACCCGUGCCGAUGCGGUCCGGCUCCUUCGGGCCGCCGACGCCGACCACGACGGCUACGUCACGCUCGAUGACCUUCUGGACGUCAUGGGCAUCACGCGGUCGGGCUCGUCGGCCUCGCUCCACACCAUGUCGGCGCUCAAUCUCUCAUCGUUCCUCUCGUCGUCACAGAGUCUGGCGUCGCUUGCGCGCGACGGGUAGUUUACGCGUCGGGCGAGUCGUGCUCAGCGAGGAGGGCCUUACUCGCCUGCAGAGCGUCGUUGGCGGCGGCGACCGCGGCGCCGGCGUCCUCGGACGACGCCGGGUCGACUGCCUGGGUCUCCAUGACCUCCUCGAGGUCCUCGACAGCUGCGGUGAGCCGCUUGAUGCAAUCUGCGAUCAUCAUGUGCGACUCGGCAGCGACGGCCUUCUGCUUGUUCACAUCGUACUCGUCGCGGCCUUCGGCCUCGUACUUGCGAACGCGCUCGGCCUCGCGCUCAGACUCUUCCUUGUACCCGUGUGUCUCGCGCGAAAUGCUGUAUGUCGAUGGCCAGCACAGCAUCCAUCAUUAGCAAGUGUGGCGAUCAAAGCACACCCAUGACCA
This is a messenger RNA of Thecamonas trahens ATCC 50062, 3439 nucleotides long. RefSeq lists its product as uncharacterized. The record is from RefSeq and is a predicted model, not a curated record. The transcript has 3 exons. Gene Ontology annotation, molecular function: calcium ion binding. Gene Ontology annotation, cellular component: AP-5 adaptor complex. NCBI's taxonomy places the organism in Eukaryota, Apusomonadida, Apusomonadidae. Bases 1 to 3057 code for a protein of 1018 amino acids.